CGUGUCUUUGUUACCAACGUUUGAGUUACUGAUUGACUGCUGUAGUCGGGGGAGGAUCGACCUACACACGUGGGUUGCAAGGACCGUUGGAAAAGGACGCCUGACUCGGUUGCCUUGUUGGUGGGUGAGAAUCUUCUCCAGAGGCCGAGCGUUCUCGGGACAUAGACAAAGAGAAUCAUUGCGCUAGGCAAAGACAACACACUCUUCCUUAGACAGAUCCCAUGAAGAUUCGGUCGCUGCAACAGCGAGUCAUGAUGCUACUGCUGCUAUUGUCCAGUAUGUGGGCCUUGGUCUUUCCCGAAGAAAGCAUCAACAGUCGUACGGAGGAAGCGGCAGCAGUCGAACCUUGCCCCUUUAUGAUUAUCAUUGACGGAGGUUCCACCGGAAGUCGUUUGCACGUCUUUGAAUUCGUCUACCAAAUCCCAAAGCGGGUGGAUACUGAAUCACAGUAUGCGGAGUCGGAACCGGAACGACGACUUGUUUUGGAACGCCGGGGAUCGGCACGGGCGGACGUGCCCUUGUCGGCCUUUGGACCGACAAGGGAACAGCCCCUGGUCAAAGCAACUCACGUCGCCGCACACUUGCUGCCCGCCUUUGUGCAAGCCGCACGCAUUAUUCCGCCACGCUACCACGCCACUACUACUGUCAAGUAUCAAGCAACCGCCGGUAUGCGGCUCUUGUCCGACCGCGACCAACAACUAGUUUACGAUGCCAUGUAUGAUGGACUCGUUGCCUCGCCCGAUUUUGUCUUUACCGCAUUGCAGCGUGAAGAUAUUCAAACACUAUCCGGCGACCUGGAAGGCUUUUACGGCGCGGUCGCCGCCAAUUAUUUGCAAGGGAUCGUCACGACGAAUCUGGAAUUGGUUGCGCAUCCCGACAUUGACGAAUUACAAAACAAAGUCGUUUCGCACCGUCCCACCGGACAGAUCGGGGCACUCGACAUGGGCGGGAGUUCCACUCAAAUUGUAUUUUUGCCGACUCCCACUUUGGAUACGGCCGACGUAAGCUCCUGCACCAACCCUGCGGUGGACGCACUAGAAAUCGAUAACAAAGAGGACGACGUGUUCGACCGCGGAAACGUGUGCCACGGUUCCACAACAACUCGCUUACACGGACCCGACUUUUUCUCCACGUCCUAUCUUUCGUACGGAGUCGAUCAGUUCCGCGAACGCUUGUGGAAUACCUGGGUUCAGCAGCACGAUACGGAGCGUGCGAACAAGAACGACGAAACCUGCGAUUCCAAGGUCAUUGAGAAUCCCUGCGCGUUUGCGGGGUACGCACUCGAAUGGGACAAGUAUACGCUGAUUGGAACAGGCGAUGCUCAUCGCUGCGUCGAGGAGGUCCAAAGGCUCAUUCCGCAUCCUUCCGAAGCCGACUUGGCCAAGCUAGGUAGCCACGUGGGCGGGGUAGAGCAUCCCCCCAUUCGCGGAAAGUUUCUAGCUAUGAGUUUGUUUUUCUUUGCGCUCGACAGUCUCCGCGAGCUUUCGCGCAAUCACCCGCAAGCUCAUCAGGCAUUGAACGAAUCGUGGCCGACACCAAGCAUUCAAGAACUUUUCGACGCGUUGGAAGGUCUGUGCAGUCGCUCGUGGCACGACGAUUUGGUCAAGAUCCAGCACGAUGCGCACGCAUUUACACGUGCCGAAGUACUUCCGCACCGGUGUCUCGAAGCAGUGUAUAUGGUAACGUUGCUCCGUGACGGAUUCGGCUUUGCGCCAGAGUCCCGAGAUAUCACUUUUACGUUCCUCGUGGACGGGUCGGAAGUGGAAUGGACCCUCGGUAUGGCUCUGGUUUUGCGACAAGAGCAACAGCAGCAGCAUCCCGUGAAAGGGGGUCCGCGCGCAUCGGCUUGUGGCGACGACUCUGAGGGGUGUAGUACCUCAUCAGCACACGCGCCAUCGACCGAUGUCCAAAAUCGUACCAAUCCAAACCGUCCCACCGUUGGUAAGACUUUCGAGCGCUCGUUACGCCUCGAAGAAUGGGCAAAACGACUAUUCUCGUCCAUUAGUUGAUGAGACCCUUUUUUGAUUAUGUGUCUUGUGCUAAUUGUGCAUUUGUAGAGAGAUAGACCCGACACUUUUGAUAGGUUGGUGAAGAACGCUUUUCCGCCAAAUUGAUCCCUAAUGGAUUUUGUUUUUAAAACAAUGAACGU
This is a messenger RNA of Phaeodactylum tricornutum CCAP 1055/1, 2149 nucleotides long. RefSeq lists its product with no specific name. Gene Ontology annotation, molecular function: nucleoside diphosphate phosphatase activity. Gene Ontology annotation, cellular component: membrane. The coding region runs from base 222 to 2009 and encodes 595 amino acids. Lineage: Eukaryota; Bacillariophyta; Bacillariophyceae; Surirellales; Neidiaceae. The record is from RefSeq and is a predicted model, not a curated record. The transcript is spliced from 2 exons. Gene Ontology annotation, biological process: nucleoside diphosphate catabolic process.